Messenger RNA from Aaosphaeria arxii CBS 175.79, 2318 nucleotides. RefSeq lists its product as uncharacterized. The record is from RefSeq and is a predicted model, not a curated record. Gene Ontology annotation, molecular function: DNA binding; zinc ion binding. Lineage: Eukaryota; Fungi; Ascomycota; Dothideomycetes; Pleosporales. The transcript has 2 exons. Gene Ontology annotation, biological process: DNA-templated transcription. Bases 140 to 2206 code for a protein of 688 amino acids.
CUUUUGUCUGUGACAGACUCGUUGUGAUAAAGGCAGACCUUGUUCGAGUUGUCGAGCUUCCGAUCUUGUCUGUCAAGCAUCCAGUAUCAGGCCAAAGGAGCAGAAGCAGCGAGUUCUCAUAUCGAGUAAAUAGUAAGUCAUGCUUCAGUACCGCAUGUUUCCCGUCUAUUAUCUCUUUUCCAGAAGUUAUAUAGGCCUAUGUGACUCGUUUGCUAUUCAUGCUGAACUGUGCUUUCGGACCAUCCCUCUGACGCUGGACUCCAAACUUGACGAAGACAAUCUAACUGCAUUGUCAAGUGAAUCCAAAAUCGAUGGCAUUGGAGAUCAACUUGCCAGAAUCGAGCAAGCCUUGCAACAGGUGCAGAUGGCUUCACCACAUCUUUCUGGAUUGAACCAUCGCAUGCGGACGCCAUACUCGGUCAGUGCCAGUCUUAUGCCGUCACCGGAGUCACAAACAGCAAAUUUUGAGGGAGAAACGUCUCUCAAUACCUGCUCAACCCAAGCCGCCGAUCAAGUCCAGGCCGCUCUGGGCAAUACUCAGAUAUUACAAGAAGAUCCGGACUUGGCAACUGCUUUGAAAUCUCUCAGUCAAGUAAUUCUGGCUCAAAAUGAACAUCCUGACACUCACCCACCGGCUAGUGCGGAGAGAGCCGUGACGGACAGGCCAAAGUACAGUUUGCCUCCUGCAGAGGUCGUUUCAAGAGUACUACGAGCCUGCGAAGGCUUUUAUGAUACGACCAUUGCUAUGGACUACCCUGUCAGGCCAUAUCAAGAGAUCGUUUCUCUCUGUAAAGAGCUCUACUUCAACAUGAACGAUGUCCCCGUAGCGAGCUUGACAGUAGCAUUCGGCAGCCUCUACUUCAUCUUUGGGUACUAUGAAUUUGUUUCGGAUGACGAUGGAGAUGAGCUCGACUCAUACACUGAUAUGUUCUUGCGGAACAUGCUGGACUUAUUAAACAUACUGCCGAUACUACUAUCGCCUUCUAUAGAUAGUUUGGAAGCUUUAUUACUUGGUGCUUGUUAUGCGAUAGAAUCAUCGAAACCCUCCAUGUGUUCAGCACUAUUGUCGCAGGCGACCCACCUUUGCCUUAGUUUAGGCUAUCAUCGUUCAACCUCGAUGACUUACGACUCACCAAAGACUCGAGGCCGGAAGAUCAACCUAUUUUGGUUCCUCUACUAUAUGGAUAAAGGCUUGUGCCUUCGCCUCGGUCGUGCGUCUUUCAUACAGGAUUAUGAUAUUGCCGUUCCUUGGCCAUCCUUUGGUGACGAGGAGAUUUACAGAGCCAGCAACGAGUUUUGUAAAUUCUCAUGCAAACUCGCAGGCCUGCAGGGACGUGUCUAUGAGGAGCUCUACAGCCCCUUUGCACUUCGAAAACCAACUUCGUCAAGGACGGCUUAUGCAGAAGCACUCGCCUCCGAUAUAAGGCAGAUCUCGACUGAACGUGAACAGGUCGGGUUCAUAGCUGGCAUGUCUGAAUAUGCAAAUGAAUGCGCUCUGUUAUCAGACAAAGUUACGAUUUCUGCGACCCUUACUCUGGUGCUCCGAGCCAUCCCGUCAAAUGACGGUAACCUAUUGUCUGCGGCCUGCAUUGCAGCGGCCCGACAAUCGUUGCACCUUCACCAGACUUGUACAGCCAAAAUCAUGGGCAUAGCCGACAAACAUGCGUUCGCAGAGUACCUUCACUGGGCCCUUCUUCACACGCCUUGUAUACCAUAUCUGGUCAUCUUCUGUCACAUCGUUGAAACACAGUCCUUCAGUGAUCUGGCUAUUUUAGGUGACUUCGUAAAAACCCUACAGCCCGCGCGUGGGAUAUCAAGUGCCAUCGGAAAAUUGUACCUCAUAUGCGAUGUCUUCUACCGUGUUGCUAAGCUCUAUAUCAAAGCCAUGACAAGACAACUUGAUGCGUCUGGUUCUGGCAUUCCUGCCCAGUCGAUGCAAACGCUGCAACAAUUGAGAACCGAGCUCAAUCCGUUCAUGACGAGGAUGGGGAUGAACAAUGUGCUUGACGCUAGUUUCAAUCAUGCCAGCAACAUUGAUUCUUGUUCAACUCUGGCACCACCAGACAUAAGUUUUGAUAAGACCAAUUUCUUUAUCCCAAAUAGUGGUCCAGCUGAAUGGUUUACUGAGGAGCAGGUAAUCACAUCGUUGUUAGGCAAUGAUUUCAACUUUAUGGACCCGGAUUUAGUUGUUACAACGCAGAAAUGAGCAGCACUGUUGAGAUGAAGGGCCUACUGGUUGAUUUUCGCGGAUAGUCUGAAAAAGGGAAUUAGAGGCAGUUUAGAACAUAGGCAAGUAGUUAUAGAAUAGUAGAGUGUGC